AUGGCUGACGAGAUUGCGUUUAAGAAUAAGACACAUCGCGCUAAACAUGCCGGUCGUAAAGCCGAAAAGAAGAAGAAUAAAAAUAAAGUUGACCAAUCUAACCUAACUGCUCGUCAGAGAAAUCCCAAAGCCUUCGCUAUACAGUCGGUCGUUAGAGCUGAAAGACAGUUCCGCCGAAAGGAAGAUGUUAUUGCCAAGAAGCAGCAUAUCCCCCAAGUGGACAAAACUCCUCUCGAACCGCCUCCAAUUGUUGUCGCAAUCGUCGGGCCCCCGCGCGUGGGAAAAACUACACUCAUCAAUAAUCUUAUUAAAAGCUUUAUAAAGAUAAAUGUGACGAACACCAACGGUCCAAUUACAAUCGUGACAUCGAAAAAAAGGCGCAUCACUUUGAUUGAAUGUAAUAAUGACGUAAAUUCAAUGAUAGACAUAGCAAAGUGUGCUGAUCUCGUGUUACUUCUGUGUGACGCAAGCUUUGGCUUUGAAAUGGAGAUAUUUGAGUUCCUCAAUAUUUGCCAAGUGCAUGGCAUGCCAAAAAUUAUGGGGGUACUCACUCAUUUAGAUAUGAUAAAGAAUGCUAAAACGUUGAAAUCAACAAAGAAGACUUUGAAGCAUAGAUUUUGGACCGAGGUGUACUCCGGAGCCAAGUUGUUCUAUCUCUCCGGCAUCCUACAUGGAGAAUACUUAAGGAAUGAAAUAAAGAAUCUGUCAAGAUUUAUUUCAGUAAUGAAGUUCAGGAAUUUAAGUUGGAGAACGACUCACUCUUAUAUACUGGCUGACAGAUUAGAAGAUGUAACUAGUCAGGAAUUGAUAAGAAGAGACCCAACGGUAAACAGAGAUGUGGUGCUCUAUGGUUAUGUCAGAGGAGUUCCAUUAAUGAAAGAAUCAAUGGUUCAUAUUGCAGGUGUAGGCGAUAUGAAAAUCAAUGAGCUGUCCUACCUUCCGGACCCAUGCCCACUUCCCUGCAGUGAGAAGAAACGUCAUCUAUUAGAGCGAGAACGACAAAUAUAUGCUCCAUUUGCAGGUGUUGGUGGUAUGGUUUAUGAUAAAGAUGCUGUUUACAUUGAGUUACAAGGCUCUCACUCACAUAAAAAACAAGAUGAAGAGACAAAUGAAAACAAAGUGUAUUUAAAAAAGAUUGUGGAAACAAAAGAAAAUUUGGACGAACUAAGGCAGGAGGCAACGUUUCAAUUGUUCAGUGGAGGUCCUGUCAUGUACCCAGAUAUGGUUAAGGAUGAUGAAUAUUUGCAACAUAAUAAGGAAGUUAAUUCUGAUGAUGAAUCCGAAUCAGAUGAAAGUGUGUCUGAAAAUGAUAGUGGUAUAGAUCAAAAUGAAUCAGGAGACAGGAAGAAAGUACCAUGGGAGAAUAACACUGUCAAUGGUUCAGGUGAAGAAGACAAUGAUGUAAGUUCUAAUGACGAUGAAACAGCCGAUAAGGAUGAAGUGGGAGUAAAAUCGGAUGACGAAGAUUCUUCAGAUUCAGACAUUGAAAAUAAAGAAGUACGAACAGAGAAUUUGGACAAAAAAUGGAAUGAAAAAUUACGUGAAAAAGCGAUAGAAGCUUAUCUAGAGAGACAGAAAAGUUCAAAAAAUAUUAUGAAACUUGUGUACGGCGAUUAUGAAAUUGGAAAUAAGACUAAGAACAAGGAACAAGAGAUAUCUGAUGAAGAAGAUGAAGUUGAUGGGUUAUUUAAAAAGGUCACCAAGACACAAAAGAAGAAACACCAAGAAAAGGAAAUGCUGGAUGUAGAUGAAUGUUCAUUUUUCUAUGCUUUAGAUAAACCUUAUUUAAAAGAUUGGACCAGCGAAGCAAACAAACAGUAUUUGAUCAAUAAUUUUGUUACUGGCAAAAGAUCAGCUGAUGAAGAUGCAGAUGAACUUUUGAAGUUAGAUGACGCCAGCGAUGGCGAAGAUGAGGAACUGUUUGGCGAUUUCGAAGAUUUGGAGACAGGAGAAAAACAUACAGUUGAAGGAACGGAAACUGGCACAAAGAGAAAAGCUGAACCAACAAAAUCAGACAUACUGGAUAAAAAAAUGAAAUUAAAGGCCAAGUUUGAUGCUGAAUAUGAUAAUCCCGAUGACCAUAGAAUCAAAGGAGACCAUUCAUACUAUGAGAGCCUGAAAGCAGAAGCGUUAAAACAAUCCGAACUUAAUAAAUCGGUCUUUGAAAACUUAGACAAUGGCUUGAGAGUUGAAGUUGAAGGCUUCAGACCAGGCUUGUAUGUGAGAAUGUCAUUCAAACACAUGCCUGCAGAAUUUAUUACCAAUUUUGACAGUACUUAUCCAAUCCUGAUAGGCGCCCUUAACAUGGCCGAACAAAAUAUUGGUUUUGUAUCCUGCAAAGUUAAAAAGCACAGGUGGUACAAAAAGAUACUCAAGACAAACGAUCCUCUGAUUAUAUCAUUGGGUUGGCGUCGCUUCCAAACCAUACCUAUUUACUCCAAAAUAGAGGAUGAUUUAAAAUGCAGGUAUUUGAAGUAUACUCCAGAACAUGUAACCUGUAACAUGCAUUUCUAUGGGCCCAUUACACCACAGAACACAGGCUUCUUAGCUUUACAAAGUGUUAAUAACAACUUAAAUGAUAUUAAACAAGCAGGUUUUAGAAUAGCUGCAACUGGCAGUGUGAACGAAAUCAACAAAUCAACUCAGAUAGUUAAAAAACUCAAACUAGUUGGUACUCCGCUAAAAAUAUACAAAAAAACAGCAUUUAUAAAGGAUAUGUUUACAACUACCCUUGAAGUUGCAAAGUUUGAAGGGGCUAGGAUUAAAACGGUAUCUGGGAUAAGAGGGCAGAUCAAGAAAGCGUUAAACAAACCCGAAGGUGCGUUCAGGGCUACAUUUGAAGAUAAAAUAUUGAUGAGUGAUAUAGUCUUCUGUAGGACUUGGUUUAAAGUGGACGUCACUAAAUUCUAUGCACCUGUAGUAAAUUUAUUGCUUCCUGUUGGAGCUAAAAACGCUUGGCAGGGCAUGAAGACUAAAGGACAAUUGAAGAGGGAAAAGAAUAUUAAAAAUGAAGCCAACACAGACGCAAUGUACACCGAAAUCAAACGCGCUCCAAAAGUCUUCAAACCUCUAGUCAUACCUAAGAAUUUACAGAAGGGCUUGCCAUACAGAUUUAAACCCAAAGAAAAAUCGACCACACUCUCUGGUGUUAAUCCAAAGGAUAAGUUCCAAAACAGGAUAGCGGUUAUCAAGAAUCCAUAUGAACAAAAAGUGACAAAUGUGAUGAAGAUGUUAAAAACUAAUUAUGAAAAGAAGAAAGAAGUGCAGAAGGAGGCGACAGCGCUUAGGCUGCAAAAGCACAAAAAGCAACAAGAAGAAGAAGAGUGGAGAAAGCUAAAAAGACAAAAAGAGUUAAAGAAGAAAAUUUGUAGACAUUUAAGUAAAAUGGGUAAUAAAAAGAAACCACAAAUGUAA
Messenger RNA from Arctia plantaginis, 3414 nucleotides. Lineage: Eukaryota; Metazoa; Arthropoda; Insecta; Lepidoptera; Erebidae. The record is from the annotation of a GenBank genome assembly.